UUAUUUUUUUCCUGUUACUUUCUUCCACUUUCUCUCGCGUGUCCUCCUGCCUCUCUCUGCGGGUCCGCCAAGAGGAAUUUUAACUUCGCCUCAAGUCGGCCGCGAUGCAGCAAAGUUCGCGUCCGUUCGCGUCUCCGCACAGCAAAACGCCCCUCCUCUCUGCAGCGUGAGCAUUAGAAGCUGCUGCUGCUCGACAUCAUCACAUCACUGGCAGCAAAGCAGACGCUGGACAUCAUCAAGAGAACUGCGGAGCCGAGGAAGCAGAAGCUGAAUGAUGAGUGCUGCUCAGAGUCCGACAACAUUGGAGUCCAAACUGGAGGCCCUGCAGUGCCACUUCACCUGGGAUCUGGACCCUGGCAGGUCCAAACUUUUCCGACUCAGGGACAAGCUGGAGGACAUCGGCACCGAGGAGGGAAACAGCUGGCUGGGUCACAUUUACAACCUGCGGGGGUUCAUUCAGUACAAGCUGGGGUUCACCAAAGACGCCCAGAGUUUGUUCAGCAGGGCUGCAGAGGCCUUCCGCCAGAUGAGAAACACAGAUGAGGGCCCCUGGUUAGUGGUGAACUACGGGAACCUGGCUUGGCUGCACCACCACCUGGGAGAACAAGCAGAGAGUCAGGAUUACCUGUCGAAGGUCGACGCCCUGAUGAAUAAAUAUCCAUCUCCAUCCCAGGACGAGCUCCAUCCGGAGAUCUACGCGGAAAAAGCCUGGACCCUGAUGAAGUUCAGCGCAGAAAAAAAGCUGCUGGCUGCAGAUUACUUCGAAAAAGCCAUCAGAAUGCAGCCAGACAUGGUGGAGUGGCGUACCAGCCAAGUCAUAGGGUUAGUGAAUGCUUCUAAACACAGCAAGACAGGGCUGGGGGCUGACAUCUUGGAGAAAAUGAGAAUCGCCAAGGAACAGGAUCCAGAGAGCUUGUACCUCGCCGUUCACUACCUUGAGCAAUAUGCUAAGAAAGGAGAAAGAAUCGAAGAUGAAGCGCGUGAGUUAGGCAGAAAGGUUUUGAGAAAUCCCAUCAGCAGCUACAGCGGUAUGAAAGCAGUACUAAGGGUUUACAGGAACCAUGUAUCUGUUGAUGAGGCCAUUGAUUUGGCAGAGGAGGCUCUGGAAAAACAUCCAGAUGUACGUUAUCUGAAGAGAUGUGCUGCACUCUGCUACAAAUGGAAGAUCAUUUUUUUCAGGGAAAGUCGCCCAAAACAAAGCGCGAUAGACAGAGCAAUCAUUCUCCAUAAGGAGGUGAUUUCUCUUUACCCUCAUUCUUCACUUGUGAAGAAAAUAGACCUCGCAAAUAUAUACGCAAAGUCAAAUCCGUCUAAAGCUGAGCCAAUAUACCAGGAACUACUAAAAAGUGACCUGGAACCUGCAGACAAACAGAUGCUUUACAACAACUAUGCAAAAUAUUUAAACUUCGAUCGGCAGGAUCGUAACAGGUCAAUAAAAUAUCACAUGAAGGCGGCUGAGAUACCGCAACAAUCCUUCUUUCGUGAGAACAGCAUCACAGUUCUGGAGAAGAUUAAAGACAGAAGCAGGAACCGAAUGUGUAGAGAAAUAGAGGAGUUUCUGGCCAACCUGCAAGAGCCAUAGAGUUUUUAACAGAACUGGUUCUAAAUCCAGAAAGAAAUGUAGGUAUCCCCUUACCUAAAAAAAUCUGGACUUACUCAUUAAUUUGAUUACAUACACAUUAGGAAAACUUGUGGAAAAGAUUUGUGGAAAUUGUGGAAAAGAUUACUUCUUAAAAUAAAAUAAAAAUGGAAGUGAGAAACUUACAGUGAAGACCCACUGAUCGCAGUGACAUUAAGUCAAGUUUGGCCCAGAUUUACUUCACCCUUCAAGUGAAUCCUCUGAGGGUGAUUCCAUUGAAACUAACUGAUUUUGCCAUUUUAAGUGUUAGCAUGAUCAGGCCUUAAAUUGGUCAGUAUGCUUCAACCAAAGUGCUUGUCAAAUAAUCGGAACCAUUUCACCAUAAAUGCGUCACAACUCUCUGCACACUGGUGCCCUUUUUAUUUUCUUUGCCCCUGCCCCUCAGACAGCCUGAGUCCACCAGUAGUGUGGGGGGAGGGGGUUUCCAUACAUGCCAACUGUUCAGUCCAACUCUGCUUAAAUUUGCGGGGCCGUCCUGCCCAUAGACUGUACAAAAGGUCCUGCCCAUUUUGACAACAGCUAACGUUAACUUUGCUGGCACGUCUGCCUGUGCAGAGAUCAGCUGCACAUGCACCCUUUGGGUUGCCAGGUUGCGGUGACAGAUGGGUUGAAAUUGUAUGUAGUGUGUGGAUUGUGUUUCGUAGACGAUCUGGCAACUUGGGUGACGUCAGACAUCCAAAACUUGGAUCCGUGUAUGAUGAUUAUUCAUAAUGAAGUUUGAGAGCCGUGCAAAUCACAGGAGUUUCCUGGGAGAAAUCACAACACGCCACACCCAGUGCGGUGAUGGUCUUGAAAGACGAGAGAAACCCAGGGAAAACGGGAGUGUUGGCAGGUAUGGGUUUCUGAUGCUGUUGGACCAUUUGACAAGCACUUUUGUUGAAGCAUAUUUACACCUUUAAAGGCCGGUCACAUCAGUAUUUAAAACUGCAAACUUUUGCAGCAAAAUCAAUUUGUGGAAUUGCAGGAACCAGAGGAUUCACUUGCCGGGGUGAAGUGAAUCCACUAGAAUUUUUCAUCACCCAAUAGGUAGUCAUCUGGACAGUGCUGACCUUUGAGGGAUCGGAGAGCUGGAGGGUCAAAAAUUGGAGGAAGCUAUCGUACCUUAUUAGUUGUGUGUCACCAUCCAGUUUUAUUUAAUCUCCUCUGCCAAACUAAACAGUAAAAUGCUGCUCAAAACAUGGUUAGCAGACAGUAAUGAAACAGGAGUCAAUGGUACAAACACACCGUUGUGAAUAAACUGUGUGAACUUAUUGUCCCGUUAGCGAACAAGCAAGUUAGCUCGUUAGCUCUGAGCGCCUUUUUCCCUCUUCAAUAACUGUUUACUAAAUGAAAUGAUGUACAGUUGCCAGAACAAACUGUUGGCUAGCAUGUUAGUGGUUAGCUCGCCAGCUACAGUAGUUUACCAACUAGCCCUGUGAGUAGUCACUAUAUCACCAAGCUUCUAGACACAAAUAUUAAGCGUGUGGAUAAUUUUGCUUUCUGCCGUGAUCGGCCUUAGAGGUUACACCCUCAGCAGCAUGCAGCAACAACCUUUCAAAACAUGUAAUGUACGAUCAGUUCAUUGUUGGUUUUAAUCUUUUCAUGGCUAACACAAAGAAAAAUCCAUCAUAUUUCGAGCUGUAUCCUUUAAAGACAGGUUUCAACAAGUGUCUGCAAGUUUUUACACUACAGUAGUUAAUGGAAGACAAAUAUCUAAAAACGUAUACAUUUGCACUGAGAAACUGUCAGCAGUAGUGUACUCGAUCUGUAUGAAACAGACUGAAUCAUUCAGUAACACUGGUGUGGUCCUUUAAAUAACAUCCACUGUGGACAUGUUCAAAUGUCAUUACAUAAUCCAGUAAAUUACAUUAUUAGUUCAAAUAGAUUUUGAUCAGAUGUUCCUUUUAUUAACUUACAUGUAACCGUGGUGUUUACUAUAUUCCUGCUGUGUUUAUUAUUUUCCUUAGCACUGUAUUUUAGGUUUGUAUGAGAACAUUAUAGGGUUGCACGGUGGCAGAGCGGCUAAAGCUCCUGCCUCCCAAUAAGGAGAUCGUGGGUUCGUGGGAUCGAUUCCCGGACCAGACCAACAUCACACAAUCUCUCUGGGUGGAGUCUGCAUGUCCUCCCCGUGUUACCGUGGGUUCUCUCCGGGUUCUCCGGCUUCCUCCCACCGUCCAAAGACAUGCAUGUGUAGGUUAAUUGAUAACUCUAAAUUGCCCGUAUUGAAUGAAUGUGAGAGUGAAUGGUUGUCUGUCCUUGUCUGUGUCUGUGUUAGCCCUGCGACGAGUUGGCCACUGUCCAGGGUGUACCCUGCCUAAGGCCCAAAGUCACUGGGAUAGGCUCCAGUCACCCGCGACCCCUAACGGGACCAAGCGGUAGAAAAUGGAUGGAUGGAUGGAGAACAUUAUACACUCUGUAUGAAAUUUGCUUUGCUGUAAGCCUUGGAGUGGUGACAUAUAAACCUCUCUGAUUGGUAAUGUAAUAGUUACUUUGAUGUAUAACCUGAAUAUUAUCGCCAGAUUCAACUGAUUGUAUUCUUAGAAAGUAUGUUAAGCUGUGUCUCAGUUGUACACAAUACUAAUACUAUUAAAUAUACAUUAUGUACACUAAAAA
Siniperca chuatsi (mandarin fish) is the source of this 4231-nucleotide messenger RNA. RefSeq names its product interferon-induced protein with tetratricopeptide repeats 5-like. Gene Ontology annotation, molecular function: protein binding. Gene Ontology annotation, biological process: defense response to virus. NCBI's taxonomy places the organism in Eukaryota, Metazoa, Chordata, Actinopteri, Centrarchiformes, Sinipercidae. The record is from RefSeq and is a predicted model, not a curated record. Bases 272 to 1582 code for a protein of 436 amino acids. Gene Ontology annotation, cellular component: cytosol. The transcript is spliced from 2 exons.